Messenger RNA from Drosophila miranda, 388 nucleotides. RefSeq lists its product as uncharacterized. The record is from RefSeq and is a predicted model, not a curated record. The transcript has 2 exons. Lineage: Eukaryota; Metazoa; Arthropoda; Insecta; Diptera; Drosophilidae. Bases 11 to 370 code for a protein of 119 amino acids.
GCGACAGGCUAUGGUACUUGCCACACUUUGGAGUCGAAAACCCGAACAAGCCGGAGAAGGUUCUGUUGGAGUCUGUGGUGACAUCAGGGAGAUGUUCCAUCAGGUCCUGAUCCAACCCGAAGACAGAUGUUCCCAACGGUUUCUGUGGAGAGAUGGCGAUGACAGAAGAGAUCCUGACAUCUACGAGAUGAUCGUAAUGACCUUUGGAGCAGCCUGCUCGCCAAGCGCUGCGCAUUACGUGAAGACUGUGAAUGCUGAACAGUUUCGACAUUCGGAUCCAAGAGCAGUCAAGGCCAUCAUCGACUGUCAUUAUGUGGAUGACUAUGUGGACAGCUUUGCUACCGAAAGCGAAGCGUAUCUACCCGAGUGAAGGAGAUACAUGCGAACG